Molecule: messenger RNA, 2154 nt
Organism: Planococcus citri (citrus mealybug)
Lineage: Eukaryota; Metazoa; Arthropoda; Insecta; Hemiptera; Pseudococcidae
Product: phosphatidylserine lipase ABHD16A
Exons: 12
Coding region: 285-1856 (523 amino acids)
Biological process (GO): monoacylglycerol catabolic process; phosphatidylserine catabolic process
Cellular component (GO): endomembrane system
Molecular function (GO): glycerophospholipase activity; transferase activity; monoacylglycerol lipase activity
Source: RefSeq, a predicted model, not a curated record
GAUAAGCCAAUUACGUGAAAAUAAAAACCAACUACUCUUGAACUUUUUCAUGAAUUCCGAUACACUUUCUUCCUUUUCCAGCUGUUAGUGUAAGUUUAGUGAUCCUUCGUACUGUAUUAUUUUAAGUAAUUCGAGUAAAUUGUCAUCGUAUCGGAAACUUACACCGUUUUAGCGAACAAUUAAACCCAAACAGUGGUCUUGUUCGUUGGUGCAGUUCGUGGAUUUUUCUCGUUCAACUCGAGCACUCUACUUGUGUUUAAAUCGUUUUGAAAUUUUGUUUCACGAUGCCCGAAUCGAAUUCACUGUUCGCCAAUGUUUGGAGAUGUUUCCUGUCACCUAAAUUAUUCCGCAUUUAUAAUUUAAGAAACUCGAAUGGUUACUACGAACCGAACGCUUUAGAGAAAUGGGGAGAUACGAUCAUUCAAGCGUCGAUCGUGCUAUGGCACGUGACGUGUUACGCUUUCCCAGUCAUGGUGUAUACGGCCUACAAGCGGAAUUAUUUCACCACCGAAGGACAAAUCUUUUUGCUGAAAUUGGGCGCAGUUGGAGCCAUCACGAUAUGCUCGGCUUUUGUCCUAAGAGCCCUCGGAAGAGCUACGAAUGCAACUUAUUUAGAAUUCAACGAAAAAUAUCGUAGUAUUAUUCGCAAUUAUAAUAGCGAGACGAAGAAACAAUUGCAAAAUUACGAAUUCGAUUAUACCGCUUGGCCUGUGGACUUUGAUUUGAAGAGUGAUAAGUACAAAGGCAAAGUUUCAAUUGCAUGUUCAGAAGGCACAUUCAGCAAAGCACUUUCCAGUCCCAGUAGCUUGGUUGGAUACGCGGCUCUUCACUCGUUUGCUAUCAAAAUGAUUUAUCCAGGCAGCAUUUCUACAAUUAAUUAUCUCAUAAGGAAUAAUUUAAGCAUCGGUAGAAAAAAGCUGAUUGAGGAAAAACACGCAGAAAGGUUCAAAUUGGCAACACCGGAUAAUAACGAGUUAGACGUUAUGUUCGUCGAUCAAAGGAAUAAAACGGCUUUGGGUUCGACUCUAGUCAUUUGCACGGAAGGUAAUGCAGGAUUUUAUGAGAUUGGGAUCAUGGUUACACCCUUAGAUCUUGGGUAUUCUGUUUUGGGCUGGAAUCAUCCUGGUUUUGGAUGGAGUACGGGCACACCUUACAUCUAUGCUGAAAAAUGCGCCAUGGAAACCGUACUACAGUUUGCUUUCCAAAGACUCAACUAUAUCCCAGAGAAUAUAAUAUUAUUCGGAUGGAGUAUCGGAGGAUUCGCAUCUUCGUAUGCUGCCACCGUUUACCCAGAUAUCAGAGCUGUGAUACUUGAUGCCACUUUUGACGACAUCUUGCCAUUGGCUGUUAAACAAAUGCCCAAAUUCUUAGAACCCAUCGUCAACGUAUCUAUUAGAGAUCACGCUAAUCUAGACGUGGCUUCUCAACUUACCCAGUACUGUGGUCCUAUCGUACUUAUUAGAAGAUCCGAAGACGAGAUUAUUUCGUUGACCGAAGGCGACAUUUCAACCAACCGAGGAAAUUAUUUACUAUUGAGAAUCCUGAAAUCCAGAUACCCUCAGUUAUUCACAAACGAAACGGAAGCAGCAUUAUGGGCUUGGUUCGGCGUGACCGCGCAUAAGAAAGAUCUCAUUUAUGAAAAAUUCAAAGUGAACUUGGACGCUUGUAAAUCAGAAUACGACGCUUACAAAAGUAAACUAGGCAGGCAAUACCCUACUUCUUUUGGUAAAGAUUUCGACAUACAGAAGAAGACUCAAAUGCUUUUGUAUCUGGCUAGUCUUUAUAUGGUUGAUUUUCCAUCGAGUCACUGCACAUCAUUACCAUCGGAUAUGUUCCAUUCAUUUUCACAGAUUUAAUACUCUUAACCACGACGACGUCAACCAUUUUUAAUACAUACUCACGUGAGGCGAACGAGUUACUUGUUCUACUUAAGUAAAAAUUUGGAGGGAAAAAACAUGCAGAAAGAGGUUUCUUAUGUAAAAAUUAAAACUAGGACAAUUUCGUUUUGUUUAGUUAAUUUUGGUGAAUUAAGAGUUCCUUUUGUGUUUGUAAAAUAUUUUGUUACACCUUUUACCAUAUUUGUAGUUUGUUGAUGUAUAAUCGAGCUAUCUAUAUGUAUGGAUGAAAUUGGAAAUACAUUUUUUUUUAAACAAU